Molecule: messenger RNA, 267 nt
Organism: Entrophospora sp. SA101
Lineage: Eukaryota; Fungi; Glomeromycota; Glomeromycetes; Entrophosporales; Entrophosporaceae
Source: the annotation of a GenBank genome assembly
AUGGCACCAAUUCAAAAAACCGGCGAAGCCGCAAAACCUGUUGUUAGUAAAGAAGAUUUAAAGACUGGCCAAAAAGUUGUAUAUCAUCCUGUUGGUGGGAGUAUGCAACUUACCGAAGGAAUUAUCAAAGGAAUUACUGUUGGGAAUACUCAAAAGAAAGUUAAAGCAAGUAACGAAGAACCACGUAUAGUCAUUGAAAAUCUACAUACUCAUAAGGAAACCGCUUAUAAACUUGAAAAUAUUGAAAAGAUCGUGGAUGACGAGUAA